Messenger RNA from Fundulus heteroclitus (mummichog), 1361 nucleotides. RefSeq names its product PGAM family member 5, serine/threonine protein phosphatase, mitochondrial (gene pgam5). Gene Ontology annotation, biological process: positive regulation of mitochondrial fission. The coding region runs from base 92 to 997 and encodes 301 amino acids. NCBI's taxonomy places the organism in Eukaryota, Metazoa, Chordata, Actinopteri, Cyprinodontiformes, Fundulidae. The record is from RefSeq and is a predicted model, not a curated record. Gene Ontology annotation, cellular component: mitochondrion. The transcript is spliced from 6 exons.
GACGGCGUCGCGUCUUAUUUACUGCACACCAGUAAGCUCCGCUAAUUAGCCCCCAUUCACUCGGCCUGCUCGGCGGCGGCCACUUCGCGGAAUGUCGUACCGGAAAACUUUCAAACUUAUCUGCGGCUUCGCUGGAGGCUCUGCCGCGCUCGUGUUCGCGGCCGCGGCCGCCGAACCGCGCGGCUACUUCGGGGAGCACCGCGGAGAGGAGCCGAGGCGCCGGUGGGCGACGCUUGGCGUCCUCCACGCAGCGCAGCCGACUUGGACCCCCGGCAGCCACACGCCGGCCCCGACCGGACCCGGCUGGGACUUCAACUGGGACAAGAGAGACCCGUCUGCGCUGUGCAGCGACAGGAAGAAGGAGCGCGUGAGCGAGGACCCCGGCUCUGAGCAGGACAACAGCAAGCCCAAAGCCACGCGCCACAUCUUCCUCAUCCGCCACUCCCAGUACAACCUGAGUGGGAACGGCGACACGGAGAGGAUCCUCACGCCGCUAGGCCGGGAGCAGGCCGAGCUAACGGGUCAGAGGUUGGCAGCGUUGGGGUUGAAGUACGACGUUCUGAUCCACUCCAGCAUGACCAGGGCUACCGAGACGGCCCACAUCAUCAGCAAACACAUCCCAGGCGUGGAGCUGGUGAGCUGCGACCUGCUGAGAGAGGGGGCCCCCAUAGAGCCGGUUCCCCCCGUCACCCACUGGAAGCCGGACGCCGUGCAGUACCACGAAGACGGCGCGCGCAUUGAGGCAGCCUUCCGCCGCUACAUCCACCGGGCUGACCCCAAGCAGAAAGAGGACAGCUAUGAGAUCAUCGUGUGUCAUGCCAAUGUCAUCCGCUAUUUUGUCUGCAGGGCUCUGCAGUUCCCCCCUGAGGGCUGGCUGCGCAUGGGCUUGCACAACGGCAGCAUCACCUGGCUCACCAUCCGCCCGAGCGGCCGGGUGGCCCUCAGGACGCUGGGAGACGCAGGAUUCAUGCCUCCAGACAAACUGACCCGGACCUGAAGGAUCAGCGCCAAGCAGCUAUCAGGAAGGAGACGGCGUUCAGGGUUUAAUGUUUUUUUUUUUUGUUUUUUUUUCUCCUCAAGUGUCUUGAAAAUAAACUUUUGAUGAAUUCAUUUUACAACCAAGCAUCGCGAUGAGACUGCAUUAUGAUUACUUCCAUGCCAUCGCCAAGAGAAGUGACGAACUCCUGCUGAAUGUAAUCUGUGACUUUCACACGAGCGACUAGUUUUUAAACCAAAAAGGUCUAUUUAUCUAGUUAGCUGUCCAUGCAUUUUAUGCUGUUAGCUUAACAUAAUUACGUUUAACACAGGCAGGGAGGAGGGUGAUAAUGUUGUAUUGUGAUAAAUAAAUAUUUUUAAAUGUC